This is a messenger RNA of Photinus pyralis (common eastern firefly), 2785 nucleotides long. RefSeq names its product SCY1-like protein 2. The record is from RefSeq and is a predicted model, not a curated record. Gene Ontology annotation, molecular function: protein kinase activity; ATP binding. The coding region runs from base 103 to 2574 and encodes 823 amino acids. Gene Ontology annotation, biological process: protein phosphorylation. Lineage: Eukaryota; Metazoa; Arthropoda; Insecta; Coleoptera; Lampyridae. The transcript has 3 exons.
AUUCAAGCUCCCGGUUCCGAUAAUUUAGACACCUUCAUGUCAUCAUUCAGUGGUUUUGUUUCUUCAACUUUUUCUUUUUUGUAAAAUUAUCCAUAAUUUAAUAUGGAAGUCUUUAACAAACUUUAUACCCAAGUUAGUAGCUCUGUUAGCAGUACUGUCUCACAAUUGUCCGGUGUUCUACCUGGAAAUCCAGUCACAAGAGAAUUCGAUGCCAGUUCUCAUAUUGCAUCUGGAGGCCCUGGGCUACUCUGGAAGAUUUAUAAAGGCUUUAAACGAUCUACAAAACAAGAAGCUGCUAUAUUCGUCUUGGAAAAGAGACAACUGGAUAAAUUUAGUAAGUCUGACAAAGAAAUGGUUUUAGAUGGUCUUCGCCGUGGUGUGUCACAACUGACAAAAAUAAGACAUCCACGAAUAUUAACUGUUCAACAUCCAUUGGAAGAAAGCCGAGAGAGCUUAGCGUUCGCGACUGAACCAGUUUUUGCAAGUUUGGCGAAUAUUUUAGGGGAAACUGUUAAUAUGCCUCAGCCUGCGAAUUUGUCAGACUACAAAUUUUAUGAUAUCGAGAUUAAGUUUGGCUUACUUCAAAUCGGGGAAGGAUUGGCUUUUUUACAUAAUGAUGUAAAGUUACUUCAUAGAAAUAUUUGUCCGGAAAGUAUUAUAAUUAAUCAGCAAGGAGCUUGGAAAGUAUUUGGUUUCGAUUUUUGCGUUCAUAACAUUGGCACGAAUCAGGCAUUUUAUCCAUUUCAGCAGUAUGACUUUACCCUACCAUGUGUGUCCCAGCCCAAUCUAGAAUAUGUCGCACCCGAAUACACUUUAACAGAAACGCAUUCCACAAGUAGUGAUUUGUUUUCAUUAGGCAUGUUAGCUUACGUUUUACAUUCUUUAAACCAUCAUACAUUAGUACCUGCAAAAGAUUGGCAGCAAUUUAAAAACAGGCCUCAGCAGCUAAAGACAUUAUCUAACAACAAAUUGCAAUGCCUACCAGAUAGUUUAAGGGAGUAUGUAAAAAUGAUGUUAAAUGUAGUACCGGAAUUACGACCUGAUGCACACCAGUUUAUUAAGAUUCCAUACUUUGAAGAUGUGGGAGUCAAAACGUUGACUUACUUGGAUUCUCUGCUUCAAUGGGAUAAUUUACAAAGGUCGCAGUUUUACAAGGGUUUACCAGAGGCUCUCUCAAAAUUACCUCAACGUGUACGUGUUCAGCAGGCUCUGCCGUGUCUUACUCGAGAUUUAGCUCAACCAACCAUGAUUCCUUUUGUUCUUCCCAGUAUUCUUGACGUUGCAGAGGAGUGCAACGAAGCGGAAUAUGUUACUAAAAUAUUACCGCAUUUGAAACCUGUCAUGAAGUUGGUGAAUCCAAUUCAGAUAUUACUGAUCUUUCUGCAACGUAUGGAACUCCUCUUAAAAUUGACACCAGCAACUGACAUUCAGCAACACGUGUUGCCAAUGCUAUACAGAGGAUUAGACUCAGAUACACCGCAGAUACACGAGCUGUGUUUAUCGGUGUUGCCGACAUUUGCUGGACUAUUAGACCACGGCAAUGUGAAAAACAGUGUAUUACCUCGUAUAAAGAAAUUGUGCCUAUCCACGUCGACAUUAUCUGUUCGUGUAAAUUGUUUAUUGUGUAUUGGGCGACUGCUUGAGCAUCUGGACAAGUGGCUUGUCUUAGAUGAAGUUUUACCAUUCCUACCACAAAUUCCCUCCCGUGAACCGGCAGUUAUUAUGGGAAUAUUGGGAAUAUACAAAUUAGCGAUGACUCACAAAAAAUUAGGUAUAACAAAAGAGAUCAUGGCUACCCGUGUUCUUCCUUUUCUUAUUCCAUUAUGCAUCGAAAAUGGGUUGACACUACAACAAUUUAAUGCUUUGGUCGCUUUAGUCACACAGAUGUUUCAACUCGUUGAAUCUGAGCAUCGCACCAAAUUGGAGCAACUCAACACUGUACAAGAACAUCAAAAAAUACUUGAAAAUAGCAUGCCAACGAUUGUUCCUAAAUCUACAGCUUUGGAAACAAUCUUUACUGAUUUUGGCCUUGAUAACAUUCCACCACCGGCACCUAAUAAUCAAAGCAAGUCUGCAUCUGCUCUUACCUUACAAGAAAAGCAGAGAAUUCUAAAUCAACAAGACACCGUGAAAAUUUUACAGAAUCAAACGAAGCUCGAUCCCAUACCAAUUACUACAAAUACAUCCCAAGUGCAACCUGUAAAUUUAACCAACACAUUAUCACCAAUAGCCCCACCGCCAUGGUAUAAUCCUAGCGCAUCAUCACGUACAUCCAACACCUUCACAAGUUCAUCAAAUCAUACUUCCCAAGCUAGUUCAAAUUUUCAAGCAUUUCAAUUAAGUCAUUCAGCAUCCGCAAAUUCUAGCAAUUCACAUAAUGAUCAAUUUGGAUUGUCCAAAAUGAAUAAAGCGCCUACCAUGGCAAGUUUUCCAAGUCAAAAUUUUCAGCCUUCAUUUCAUUCUCCAAAUUUAUACACAACACAAAAUGUUAUGAAGCCUUCAUUCACUUCAAAGAAUACACAAAGUGGUAGUAUAUCAUUAUCGAAAGAUGAAAUAAUGGAUUUUUUGAAAUAAUUUCAAACGCCUAAUCUAAAUCGAGGUAAUUCCAGCCAAUUUAAUCAAUUCCCCUUGAUAACGUUGUAUUUAUGUAAUAUGUGAUACAUUUGUAGCCAUGUGGAAAUAUAUAGGUAGGAUUUGUGCCGUGCUGUGAAAUUUACAUUUUCCAAGUACUAUUUAAGAUUGUAAUUUAUAUAUUGGACGUAAAUUAAAAAAAUAUUUAUUAAUA